AUGCGGAGCGAGCGGCGUCGAGCCUUGCCCGACGAGGCGGGAGCCCCCGCGUGUUUGCUGGCGGUGGGAAUGCAGCCCCGCCCCGCCGCCGGGGUCCCCCGCCGGAGCGGCCUGGGGGCGGAAGCGUCCUGGACGCCGGCCGCGGCCGCCCGCGCCCCGCGGCGCCGCCCCGCCGCCCGCCCGCCCGCGCUUCCCCCUCGCGGGGAUCCCGGCUGGGGAACUCCGCGGAGCCUUCGAAUCCAGACGGCGGAGGCGGGGCGAGCCCUCCCUCCCGCUCGCUCCUCCGCGGUGCCCCCGGUCGCCUCCCGCACCCUGAGGGCGUGGGGUCUUGAAGGAGUGCGGGGGGGGCGGUGCGCCCCAGAUGCCCCCAUCCCUCCCGGGCUCCCUGCGAGCCGGAUUCUGCUUCUCGUCCUGGGACACGAGCGCCCCCGACCUCCGGCCCCGGCGCCGCUGCUGGAGGAGCGAGGCAGGGGCCGGGGGACCAGGACGCGCGCGGGCCCCCGCGAGGGUCCCUCUGGCCGUCGGGUGGACGCAGGGCUGCGCAUCCCGCAGGACUCCGGUCCUUCCCGGGGGUGGGGGGCCCGCGCGGGGGUCACCAGAGCCCCCUCUGGCGGCGGUGCGGGCAGCGCCUGGGCCGGGGCAACAGCCAGCCGCUCCCAGGAUGGGGCGGGGGGAACAGACGCCCCCCGAAGCCCCUGCGGCCCGCACCUGAGUGGCCGCUCCUCCCCGCGAGUCUCCUCCCCGCGUCCUGGCCCACAGCCGGAGCCUCCCCCCCCCACCCCCCCGGCGCGGUCUGGAGCCCGGGGGCCCGCGGGGCGGCCGGGGAAAGGGCCGCGCUUACCUGGCUGGCCGGCGGGGACGCAGGUCCCUGGGAGCGGCGGGGCCGCGCGGCCUCAGGCUCGGGAGGACACCGCGCUCUCCCCCGGCGCCCGCGGAGAGGAGGAGGAGGCGGACAGCCCGGCCUGUCCCGCCCCCCUCCCACGAGUCCCCGCCCCACCGCGGCCGGCCGGGCCAGGGAAGACGCCCUCGCGGGGGCCGGAGCCCGAGGUCCCCCACCCGCCCUUUCCCACAGCCGUGCCCCCCCACCGCCUGCACAGCGCCCGCUUUGUUCAGCUCUGCAUCUGGGCUCUCCGCGGCCACGCCGCGCGCCCUGCCCUGCCCUGCCCUGCCCCGUCCUCCUCACUCCUCCGCCGCGGGGCUGCGCCGGCCCACCCGGGCCCCUCCGGCCCACCGCGGCCCCACCGGCCCACCGCUGCCCACCCCGGCCCACCCCAGCCCACCGCGGCCCCACCGGCCCACCGCGGCCCACCCUACCCACCCCGGCCCACCCCGGCCCACCGCGGCCCCACCGGCCCACCGCGGCCCAUCCCGGCCCACCCCAGCCCACCGCGGCCCCACCGGCCCACCGCGGCCCCAGCGGCCCAUCCCGGCCCACCCCAGCCCACCGCGGUCCACCCCGGCCCACCGCGGCCCCAGCGGCCCACCGCGGCCCACCCCGGCCCACCGCGGCCCACCGCGGCCCCACCGCGGUCCACCCCAGCCCACCGCGGUCCACCCCAGCCCACCGCGGCCCCAGCGGCCCACCGCUGCCCAUCCCGGCCCACCCUGACAACCGGGGCCCAUCCCGGCCCACCGCGGCCUGGCGCCAUCCAAUCCCCGGAUGGGUUGUGCCUUCUGCCAUCCCUCCUCUGCCUAGAUUCUAUUCGAAGCCCCGCCAUGAGGAGCCGUAAGCGGGGUCCGAACUCCCAACCCCAGCGGGCUUCGGAGACCCCCCCCCCCCCAAGGCCAGGUACAGGAGGCACGCGAAAGUGCGUGCACAGGACAGCAGGGAAAGGCCGACGGCGGCCCGGACUCCACUGGGAGCCUCCUCCAGGCAGGCCAGAUGCCAGAUGCGGGCCAGCCUGCGGGUGGAAGUUACCAAAAACACCUCGCAGCCAUCUAACCCCGCACCGGAAAUCCAGUGCCGACAGUGGAUCUUUACCUUGCAAAGCCAGCUCUUGCUCCCGGGAGACCGGCUAG
Dipodomys spectabilis (banner-tailed kangaroo rat) is the source of this 2019-nucleotide messenger RNA. Its product is annotated as basic proline-rich protein-like. NCBI's taxonomy places the organism in Eukaryota, Metazoa, Chordata, Mammalia, Rodentia, Heteromyidae. The record is from RefSeq and is a predicted model, not a curated record. The transcript is spliced from 2 exons. The coding region runs from base 1 to 2019 and encodes 672 amino acids.